AUGGACUCACUGCAUUCAAGUCUGUAUCACCCGACGCAACGUGCCUGGAGUGAGCCACAUCUCCAUCCUUCUCAGCUCAUGUAUCCCCUUUUUGUGACAUCACGUACAAAUGAUAAACCAAUCGGUGGUCUAGAACCAGAAUUCCAAUGGGGUCAAGGCAUUGAUGGCACUUUUGCGUCUCUCGUCGUACAUCUUCGUGUACUUUUGACCAAGGGAUUAACAAGUGUCAUGCUCUUUGGUGUCAUCGAGAACAAGGACGAUAGUGGCUCCAUGGCUGAUGAUGAAGCUACGCCUGUUAUCAAGUGUACUACAGUUUUGCGUAAGGCGCUACCGGAGCUCCUCGUGGCCUGCGACGUGUGUAUGUGUGAAUACACGGACCAUGGACACUGUGGCAUCCUGCGUGAUGUCGAUGGAGAACAGGUACUGGACAAUGCACGGACACUCGAGCGUCUUACAACAAUUGCACUUGCAUACGCCAAAGCUGGUGCUCAUAUGGUGUGUCCAUCCGACAUGAUGGACAACCGUAUUGGUGCCAUCCGUCAAAUUUACAAUGAGAACGGCUUUGAACAUGUCUCUAUUAUGGCGUACACAUCGAAGAAAGCCUCGGUCAUGUAUGCGCCAUUCCGUGACGCUGUCGAGUCGACGUUCCAGGGGGAUCGUAAACGCUACCAGCAUCCAGUGGGCAGCACAAGUCACGCUGCAUUGGCGUUUGAACGUGAUGUGAAACAAGGUGCAGACAGUGUAAUUGUCAAGCCGUCACUCUUUUAUUCAGACAUUGUAGCCAGCUUUGCUGCCAAGAAGACGGUGCCUGUGGUCUGCUACCUUGUCUCAGGUGAGUACAAGAUGCUCAAAAACUACGGUGACUCGACUGAUUCGCUCGAGAGCGUCGUGCGUGAAGCUCAUCUUUGUCUGCUACGUGCUGGUGCAAGUGUGCUGAUCACGUACUUUACCCCAUACAUUCUCGAUCACUGCGCCACUUGGUAA
Molecule: messenger RNA, 984 nt
Organism: Peronospora farinosa
Lineage: Eukaryota; Oomycota; Peronosporomycetes; Peronosporales; Peronosporaceae
Source: the annotation of a GenBank genome assembly